This is a messenger RNA of Hyaloperonospora brassicae, 1614 nucleotides long. The record is from the annotation of a GenBank genome assembly. NCBI's taxonomy places the organism in Eukaryota, Oomycota, Peronosporomycetes, Peronosporales, Peronosporaceae.
AUGCUCUCUUCCUCCUCAUCGGCGGGUCGACUGGUUCCGACGGCUAUGCUUCUUCCCCCAUUCGCGCGCACACCGACGACGGCUGUUGUGGAGCUGCCGGUGUCCAUUGCAGCGGGUUGUCAGCGUCAAAAAGAAAUCGGGUGUAGCUCGGACGACAUGCAGACACCAGGAUCACGCGUGAAGCAUCACACUGCGCUGCCAGUAUACAUUGAAACCCAGGUGCCCUGCGGCUCCAUGCCGCCACAACACGGGCUGAUCGUGCGAUCUCCAUCAUCGCCCUCCUCCUUCGUUACGCAAUCAGAGGUAGCCGAGUUUGGCUUGACGCCACUCAUUGAAGCCGCAGAGCAAGUGGGUCCAUUAAUUGCUCACACUCCACCGCCACUACAUGGCCGCCCCAGCACGCUGAAGCGAAGUCUGUUGCAGACGCUUCCGUCCAUAGUGCAAGCCAUGAACGACAAUUCGCGCGAGAUCUCGCCAAUGCCAAAAAGAUCCUGCUUCGGCUCGCAUGCUGGUCCGAAUGUGCAGGCUGCUUACACUUGUUGUGAUCACCCACCCGUCCAAGGCUUUUUCUGCUCUACUACUCCCCAACAACGUGCACAGCAUUGGCCAAACCAGCGAGUAAAAGAUCAGCAUGUUAUUCCACGCGUGACGGACACUAUCGCACGUAGCCCGAGCAGUGCCGAGACGAAGUCGGUGUGUGCGCAGCGACCACUCUACAUGCGUACUUCUGUAUGGGAAGUGGUGCUUGCUACAGACGUAUUUCCAACGGAUAUUUGCCUCAGUGCGGGCGCGGUCGUUGACCGUGUGUCUCCAAGAGCUCCACACAUGAUUGAUUCAAGAAGCAAGAAUCUCGUUGAAUUUGUGACGAAGAGCGCAGUGAAGCAGAGUCGUCGAGUCGUCGAUGACGAGGGAUACGACGUUGCGAUCCUUAAUGCCGUGAAGAGUGAUACUGUACUGCCGCCCAACGUGUCGGUAGAAAACCUUGCUGAUGACAAGUCGCCUUACAAGCCCAUGCGCGUCAGCGGAAAAUCGCCGAGCUUGACGUCGAUCCCUUGUUACUUGCCUGAGCAAGGAAGCGUACACGGGACCUCGCGUGACAAGGCGUUUGAUCCGCUCAGUCUUAGGUCGAUCAUGAACAACGAGUCUACCGGGUCGCCGUAUUGCGACGCGUCCGAUUUGCCAGAGAGCAUUGCCAGCUCGUACCUCGCGAGACACAGACCAGGACACAGGACACCGACGAAGUCGAACCAGCAAGUUUUGAAGCGGUCGGACUAUUCUCAGCACGGUAUAGUACGCAGCGGUCGGUGGUCAAUGGAGGAGGAACUGUACGCCAAGGCGAUGAUUGAAGCGUUCAAGUCAGGCUUUCUUCCUCUUCACGGCAAUAUGUCGUUACGCAAGUUCCUAUCCGAGGUACUUGUGUGUCACCCAAUGCGCAUCAGCAAAAAGUUUGUGGGCUACGUGCGUAAGUAUCACUGGUACCGCAUUGCCUCCGGCAAGUGCGAUCCGAAGGCCAAGCGCCAGGUCUUAUGCGAAUUGAGUCGCCUCGAGCGAGCCUUCUGGAUUUCCCAGCAGCAGAGUAGCGAAUGGCUUUCUGGUCUUCGACAAGAUGACUAA